UUUAAAAAAAAUGGCAGUUGUCCUUUUUCGAAAAUUGUUUUUCAAAAUUCUUUUAAAAAAAAAUAAAAAAUAAUAUAAAAGAUGGUGUAUAUAUUUAUCAUAUUAUCGUGUCAAUUAUUUCUUUUAGUGAAUAGGUUUGUAUAUGGACAAUUUAUACCUGGGCUUCGAUUAGGUCAUACAGCAAAUACCGUUGGAAAUAAAAUAUAUUUUAUAGGAGGAUAUAAUUUUGCCAAAUCUAUUCCAACAAGUGAAAUUUUUUAUCUUAAUAAAGAAACAGAUACAUGGGAAGAAAUAAAAAGUCAAGGAAUAAAAUUACCAUUUAAAGUAGAACAUACAGCUAAUAUAGGAGGUAUUAAUCAAGAUAUAAUAUUUAUUAUGGGAGGAUUAAUAGGAGAUACAAAUUUUUUAUAUCAAUUUGAUACUAAAACAAAUAUAGUAAGUAUACCAAUAAUUCAAGGAAAAGUUCCAACAAGUCGUGCAUUUAUGAGUUCUGUUAAUUUUGAAGGAAAAAUUUUUGUAUUUAGUGGGCAAAAUUCUGAUGAUAUAUACUUUAAUAGUUUUGAUAUUUUGGAUACUAUUAAUUUAAGAUGGGAAAUUGGUAAUUUAAUUAACGCUCCUACUCCUAGAAGUAAACAUACCUCAACAUUAGUUAAUAAUGUUAUUUAUUACAUUGGUGGUAUGCAACUUAAUGGAAAUUACAUUUCAAUGAAUGAUAUUUAUCAAUAUGAUAUUGGCAAAAGUACAUGGUCUUUAAAGGUCUGAAUUUCAUGUGCUGAUCUUGCGUAUAACGUCUAAAAUUUAAACGUAAUGAUUUAAAUGUUUCUAGAAAGCUACAUUGGCUUUAGGAGAUGUACCAGGACCUAGAGGUGGUCAUUCGGCUGUAUUAGUUGAAGAUAAAAUUUGU
Messenger RNA from Rhizophagus irregularis DAOM 181602=DAOM 197198, 904 nucleotides. The record is from RefSeq and is a predicted model, not a curated record. Lineage: Eukaryota; Fungi; Glomeromycota; Glomeromycetes; Glomerales; Glomeraceae.